Molecule: messenger RNA, 1518 nt
Organism: Pseudomassariella vexata
Lineage: Eukaryota; Fungi; Ascomycota; Sordariomycetes; Amphisphaeriales; Pseudomassariaceae
Product: putative C6 transcription factor
Exons: 2
Coding region: 1-1518 (505 amino acids)
Biological process (GO): regulation of DNA-templated transcription
Molecular function (GO): DNA-binding transcription factor activity, RNA polymerase II-specific; zinc ion binding
Source: RefSeq, a predicted model, not a curated record
AUGGUAUUCCGCGGGAGACCCUCCAAGGCCUGCGAAAGGUGCAGAACCCGGAGACUGAAGUGUGAUCUCCGAAGCGAAACCUGCGGCCAGUGCAUCCGAGCCCACGUGUCCUGCUCAGGAUACCGCGACACCCAAAAACUGCGCAUUUGGGACGAAAGUCAAUCUGUCGCUCUGAAAGCCCAGGGGACCAACAAUAGCAAACCUGCCUCUUCUCCCCCUUUUCCAACUUCCCACUUCCAAGCGCCGGACCAGCCAGCCUUGAACGCUCUCCCCUUAUCCAUUGACCUCCAAGCCCGCUUCACCUUCUUCUCUUACUACAUCGACACACAAUGCUGGUUCUUCCUCAGAUCCUAUUACCAUCCCACCGACUCUCCCGCGCAUCUCACGUUGGCUAUCGAAGCCGUUGCGCUGGCCUACCUCUGGCAUAAAGUUAACUCGAAGAUUGCCCUAAACACCGCGAGAGAGCGGUACGUCUCUGCUCUACGCACGACGAAUAAAGCUCUCGUGUCUUCCCAGAAGGCAGUCAAGGAUGUGACUACACUACUUGCCUCUCUCCUGUUGGAUUUAUUCGAGAAAAUUACAGCCAGUAAACCGCGCACCAGCGGUUCGUGGGCGUGCCAUGUCAGCGGGGCAUUGGGCCUCGUCCAGCUGAGAGGAGUGGAGCGGUUUCGAGAUCCGGAGGAGGUCUGCAUGCUGGUACGGCUCACAACGAAUUAUACUAUGAGUUGUGUGGCUAGUGGGGAGAAGGUGCCGGACGUGUUGAGAAUGAUUCUGGCGUAUAUCGGUACGCGGCGGAGUUUGGAGAAUCCGAUGUUGAGGUUGACAGAUUUGAUGAUGUCCUAUGCGGAUUUGCGGAGCGAGAUUCAGAGUGGAACACUGGCGAGGGAGGUGUGCGUCGAGAAAGCCAUGGAGCUCGACGCGAGAGUGCGAGAGUUGGAAUUGGAUCUGUCGGACGCGUUGCAGCACUCGACCACUCCACUGGUUCGAAAGUCGGCACGGUCGUUCGAGCAUCACUGGGAUUCUUAUUCCAACUCAAAAAUCUGCCAGGCGAUGAACAUGCUGCGAUUUUUCAGGAUCCUGCUCAACGAAUAUGUCGUCGAUCAUUUCUCGGCACUGUCUCCUGACGUCGGGCACUUGGCUACGUUAGCAUCGGCACAUGAUACCAUUUCGAAGCUGGUCCGGGAAAUAUGCGCAUCCGUACCGCAAUACGUAGACUGCGAUGGAGCAGCACAAGACAAGCUACCAUCAUCGGAUUCAUCAUUUCUAUCCGAGCAUACCCAUGCUCAUACGCUUAGCCACCAGUCGGCUUGCUAUACGCUUAUCUUUGCGCUCUAUGUUGCAGGAACAAGAAACACAUUCCCAGAGGCCAGGGGUUGGGUUAUUGAGCAGCUGCAUCACAUAGGCAGUCAUUUUCAUUCACGGAACGCCGAGAUAGUUGCUCAGAUGCUUGAGGGAGGAGCGGCAACUAGCCCCUGGGAGGUAUUUGCUAUGUUAGGCAGUUACGCGGUCGCCGCGUGA